ACUGCAAAUCAAUAUGAAGUUUAGAGGCAGUGCAGUUCGUCUCGUCGCUUACAUGGCCCCCUACGCGACAAUCUAUGAGGAAGCGACGUUAAGGGGGAACGAUGAAAAAGGGUAUAUAUACGUUGGAUUGGCCUCGAGAUAUUCGACAGGAUGACUUUUCUCAAUAUCCAAAUCACAAAAUCACUAAACGACGCCAACAGCUCAAGUGCUGCACUGGUUGCCAGCAUCGGGCUGUCCCCCCUCCUUGCCGCUGCUUGUGGCGUCCUUCGCGGAGCGCGCGCAUACAUUCUUCCGAAAUCUCGUCGGCCGUUUGACGUUGCAUACCUUGUGGUAUUUCAUCUCCUGGUGACGACCGCCAUCGCCCUUGUUGCCGUCGGGGCCUCAGGUCUUAGCAAGACCACGCUGUCGCCAGCCCAGAUCACAUCAAAUCAGUCUCUGGUAAAGGCGGACAUGGUGAUGCUACUCCUAGAAUGGGGUUUUAUUACCGCUUUAACCUUCCUCGCAUCUCAGCAGGCCUAUGCGAAGGCGACGAGGAAGCUUGCAAACGAUAGGGGAGGGAAGACGUUGCUUCUGGCCAUGGCUAUCUCAAUACCAUUCCUAGGCAUCCGAGUAUUGGAAAGGUUCAUCUACUUCUUUACCCAAAACCCCUAUUUGAGCCUUGUGUCGGGUAGUCUUGGGUUAAAAGUUGGACUGGAAGUUGUUGAGGAGAUCGUCGUGAGCUCCUCAUUGAUCAUUGCUGGUGUCUUGACACGCAAUAUCCAAGAGAUGUGAGCGAGGGGCGGCAUAUUAAGGAGUUCGAAAAUAAAGAUUAUGGUAUCGAUGUGCAGAGGGUGGCUUUCAAUUAAUGCAGGUUUAUAUACACAUUCAGAUCUUAUCGAGAAACACAACGUACUAUAUAUCUGCUAGAAACCCAGCAAGCUCCACGUAUUCCGGAGAAUCAUUCUGGAGCUGAGAAAAGGACUUCAAGUAGACUACGAUUGCAGGAUGCCCUAGGAAAGACCGAAGGCGCGCGCAUGUAAGCACGUUAUUAAGAGCCCGGUGCAU
Messenger RNA from Hypoxylon fragiforme, 1044 nucleotides. RefSeq lists its product as uncharacterized. The record is from RefSeq and is a predicted model, not a curated record. Lineage: Eukaryota; Fungi; Ascomycota; Sordariomycetes; Xylariales; Hypoxylaceae. The coding region runs from base 151 to 771 and encodes 206 amino acids. The transcript is spliced from 2 exons.